Molecule: messenger RNA, 1452 nt
Organism: Didymodactylos carnosus
Lineage: Eukaryota; Metazoa; Rotifera; Eurotatoria; Philodinida; Philodinidae
Source: the annotation of a GenBank genome assembly
AUGAACACAGCGGCUGGCGUCACUCGUGGGAAAUACAUUAAAACAUACGAGUUUGAUACGUUGCCAUAUCAUAAUGGUAAACGUUUAACUAACAGUGAUGUAGAUCAGUGUAUGCAAGAGAAUCGACCUCUAAAUGAAUUAUAUAAACAACGAACUAAGCAAAAAUUACCUGUACUUAAUACUGGUGACUCAGGUGGACCGCUAAUGUGUUUGAUUACUGUUAAUGGAGUACAAAAAUGGGUACAAUAUGGCGUUUAUAUUCGCUCGGUUGCGAGAAAUUCUAAAGUUACCAAUAUCACGUAUAAACUGCUGAAUGCUCGAUUGACAAAUAUAACUUAUUUUUUGAAUAAAAUACGGGAAGUAAUACAAAAAACAAAUGAUCACAUCCAGAAAAUAUUUUUAAUGAAUAUACCUGAAAAGAAAACAGCCACGCUUGCAUAUCGUAGUUAUACUGUAAAGGACGAAUCGUCUACAAGUGAUAACAUAUUAUCAUGGUGCCAGACAGAUGGUGAAAUUGUAUCCAGUGCUCCGUUAGACAGAAUAAAACUCGAUGAAACAUGGCAAUCUUGUUGUGGUUAUUCACCUCGUACAUACAUAUAUAGCAAUGAUCCACGGUUUAAAGGCACAAAAUAUUAUCAUGAUCGUGUUAAACGCAUAUCCUACGGACGAUUUACAUCAGUUGGCGAUUGGUCAUGGAGUAUACAAAUAGAAACGAAUAAACAAGACUUGUGUAAGUUGGAUUGGAUAAAAGUUUGGGCUCGUCACAGAGGUCAAACAAAUAAUAUUGACAGUGUACAAAAUGUUGAACGUGUCUACUAUCAAUUCUCGUCAGAUGAGCAAAUCGAUUUUGUCAUAUUAAAACUUUUCAAACCGUUUAAAUUUGAUAGUUUAAAUCAACCAGUUUGUUUACCGUCCAGUUUCCAAAAUAAACUAGCGGUCGAUUUAAUUCGACAAACACAAAUAUGUAUACAAACCGGCUAUGGGCAUAAAUAUCAUGAUAAUGACAGAAGACAAACUGACGUUGAGCGUUAUAGUGAAAGUGAUUUAGAAGUAGCUAUUGAAAAUUUACAAUUCUCAUCCAUCAAGCAUAUGUUUAACGUGCUACCAUUUAAGAAUAAUGUUCUGGUCAAUAGAGAGGAUUUCAAGGCGUUUCAUGAUAAAUCGCUCGACGAUUUGAAUAAAUACCGAGACAAACUUCAAAUACCGAGAAUUCAACAUGGCGAUUAUGGAGCACCACUCAUGUGUUUAUCAGAAGUGAACGGUAGACAAAAAUGGGUUCAAUAUGGUAUUACAGGGUCUGCUGAAGAGAUCUAUUUUCAUAGCCGUCCACAGACUAAAUUUCGGUCUUUGGUUGGACGAAUAACAAAUGUGACAUAUAUCUUGGACAAGAUCCGAGAAGUGAUGAGACUAACGAACAAUGAGAUGAACAGUAAUAGUUUGAAACUAUCAUAA